This is a messenger RNA of Mesorhabditis spiculigera, 699 nucleotides long. The record is from the annotation of a GenBank genome assembly. Lineage: Eukaryota; Metazoa; Nematoda; Chromadorea; Rhabditida; Rhabditidae.
AUGAAGCCGGUCCUCCGUCGAAUCACGAACGUCGGUUCGUGCGAUUACGUCGUGCCCUCAAACCAUCUGUUCCCGAGAAUCAGAAGUUUGCUCGGUGGAAAACCAGAUUGCUGUUAUCUCGACGAGUUCGCUCUACCAACGGACUUCUUCAUGUUUGAUCCUGCGAACGAACAGCUGCUAUCGAAUUGCCAGAUAGAAUGUGAAAAAUGGCCGGGGAAGGCCAUAGUAUGGAUGCAGCAACUCGAAGAGGCAUUCGAUUCUUUGGCUAGAGUGUUGCAAUGUCCGAAUGAAGAGCGUCGCACAGGCUUCUUGUAUACGUUUGUGGGAUACGAUUCUAGCACCAAGGGUCCCGAGAACUUCGCCAAGAAGAUACAAAAGAAGGUGGCAAGGCACGCACCUGGCUUUGUGGAAAUGGAAUGGCCGGAAGACAACGAUGCGAUGGCCAAGGUUCAAGAAGCGUUCCGGAGAUAUGUGCCAGUGAGCAAGAAACCGAUCAGUGUCGAGCGAGAUAGGCGACUUUUGAAAAAAGAAAAACUCGGGCCCGUAUUCUCGAGCAACUUCUAUCGCGAGGCCGGGUGCAGUGCAGGAUUGACGAUCAUGGUGACUGUCCACCUGGUGCAUGGCGCUGAUGGGAAAGCGCAUAGGGGAACUGAAAACUAUGAUGUCGCAAUCACCGUGAUGGACAACACCCACGACAAA